Polistes canadensis is the source of this 3198-nucleotide messenger RNA. Its product is annotated as WD repeat-containing protein 66-like. The record is from RefSeq and is a predicted model, not a curated record. Gene Ontology annotation, molecular function: protein binding. Lineage: Eukaryota; Metazoa; Arthropoda; Insecta; Hymenoptera; Vespidae. The transcript has 19 exons. Gene Ontology annotation, cellular component: motile cilium. Bases 1 to 3000 code for a protein of 999 amino acids.
AUGGCAUCGCCUUUUAAAAAUUCUGAUAAUAAAAAACUGUCUCUAUCAAAAAAUAAUAAUACAAAAGAGGAAGUGAUAUCAGAAUUCAAUAGAUGUCCAUUUAAUUACUAUUUGCAGAAACUACAAUAUUCUUUUGGUUUUAAUCCAAAUAUUCCUAUAAUAAAUUUAACCACCGAAAAUCGUACAUUAAUUGUUUACGCUUGUUCACAUGUGGCAAUGAUGUAUGAUUAUAGUUGUAACGAAAUGUUAUCUCUUCAAGGCCACAAAACUGCGAUUAGAACAUUAUCGAGUUCGAAUGAUGGUAAAUGGCUAUUGACAGCAGACUUUGAAGAUGAUUGUGCAGUCAUUAUUUGGGAUACUGAAAUAAAGUUAAAAUUGAAUUAUAUCGAAUGUCCCAAAAGUUGCUUUAAUCAGAAAAGAAAGAUCCUGACUAUACCUAUUAGCACUUUAUUUGAACCUCAUGGUAAAAAUGGCUUAACAGCAGCUCGUAUAAGUCCUAAUGCGAAGUAUAUUGUUACAAUCGGCAAUGAAAAAUUCCAAAACGUUUACUUUUGGCUCUGGACAUAUGGAAAUGAUAAACCCGAUGCGAUUGUUGAAUUAUCGGACGUACAUUUGGAUAGAAUUAAAGAAAUUAGUUUUGAUGAUAACUUUCCAAAACGAUUUGCUUUGACUACUGAUCACCACGUAGUUUUUUUCAUUUGGGAUCAAAAUAAACUUAAUUAUUAUCAACCGGAAAUAAUUGGAAAAUGUCGUCGUUAUGGAAUUUUCAAUAGUUCUAUUUUUAUUAGAAAUACAUCGGAUACGUUAACAGCAACGACUAUCGAGUUCAUUACAUUUUGUUUUGCAGGUUUUGUGUUAGUCUGGAAUCACGUUCACACUUCCGAACAUGCUACAGAAGAUACAAAUCUAAAAAAGAAACAUAUCAAAUCAAUUAAAUUACAAACUUGCAGUAUUACUGUAAUUAUUAAUUACGAAGGAAUGAUUGUUACUGGAAAUUCUAACGGACGAAUAACUUUUUAUGAUAAUCGAUUAAAAAUUUUAUAUUGGUGUCAAAAUCAAGAACUCGAAUCUAUUCGAUCGAUAAGUUUCGAUCUAAGCUCUACAUUAAUUGGCCCUGUAAAAGUUAUCAGUGAAACAGAAAGUAAGAUUAGCACGAUACGAAUCUUUUUUUUUUUAAAAGAUGAAUGUUGUAAUCUUCAAGAUGUCGAAUGCUUAAAUGAUAAAAUGGAUAGAAAAUUGUCAUAUUUAACUGUUAAUACAGAACGUAUUCCAAAAUAUUAUUAUGGCAACAAAAAAUCAAUGUAUGUAGCUACCGACGCGAGUUUACAACGUUCUAAGUUCAUUGUUAGAAACAGCUUUGUGUCUACAAUAAAAGGUAUACUUGCUUUAUUGGAUAUUUCAAAUUUAAAAUGCAAAUUCAUUUUGAAACAUAGUGCUGCCCAUGUAACAAGUUUAGAUGCACAUCCGGAAAGUAACUAUCUUGUCACGGGAAACAAAGAGGGUAUUUUAAAUUUAUACGAUUAUGAGAAACGUAGAUUGAUCAUAUCUAAAAAAGUUCCCGAUCUACCAGAUUUUAAAAGCAUUUUUGAUUAUCAAAAUAAAAACGAUAAAAUUAUUUACAUUAGUUGUCCACAGACACAUCAAAAAAAUCAUUUUUUAUCAGGUGAUUUACUCAUCUGCGGUAUGGAAAAUGGCACUUUAUGGGUAUUAAAUCCAUUAACAUUGGAAUUGUUAGAUGAAUUUCCUUACAAACAUUCGUCUCAAGCUAUUCGUAUUGUUGCCUUCGCCAAAUGCUCGACUUACAUGGCUUAUUCCGUUAAGUAUCUUUUUUCUGUAAUAGACGAUGGUUUAUCGAUCGUAGUAUUCCGAAAAAAUGAUACCAAGUCCGUGAAUGUAACUAACAUUUGGAAUUUAAUCGGAAAAUGUCAUUCGCAUAGUUUACCUAUUAGACAAGUUUUAUUUGGACCGUCCAUAACAGACAAUUCAAUUCCUCGACUUUUUUCUUUAGGAGAGGAUCAAGAUCUCGUCGAAUAUGAUUUAAAAAAUAGUGGACCAUAUCCGGAUCCAGGAUUACAAAUUUUACAAAUCGAUAGAAUCGAAUCAAAAGCGACUCCUCUUUAUUUAGAAUGGUAUCCGCGAUUCGGUGUUGAGACUCUUUUCGUGAUAUCGAAUACUGAAUACAAGUAUAUAUUAUUAAAUGAUAUAAUCAGAAUGAUUCGUGGAACUUUUUUAAAUCCAACAUUUGGAACACCUAUACAACGUUUUAAAAUAUUAACAAAAAAACAUAAUAGCAUAUAUAUGGUAUUUUCGACUGAUAAGGAAAUAGGUUUACAAAGUCUUCCAUUAGAUGGUAAUCCUUAUUCAAGUUUAGGACUUACUGGACAUCCGUGUAAGAUAACUGGAUUUGCUGUGGAUUGUAAAAAUAAUAUUGCAUUUACUAUGGGAUAUAAAGACUCGUGUGUUUUAAUGUGGAAAAUUAAAUUCAGAUCAAUAAAUAUUAUGAAACGUUUAGGAGGAGAAGGAUUGUCUCCAUUUUAUAAUUUUAUAAAAGGUGGUAAAAAUGGCUGGUUAUUUAACGAAAUGCGAGAUUUAUUCUACUACGCACAGAUUCUACAACAAGGAGAAAAUACGAUGGAAACAAGAAAGAUUUCCGAUAUGGUAUCCAUUAAACAAAUACCAAAUUUAAUGCGAGCCGUUGGUUAUUUUCCUAGUAACAAAGAACUGGAAAACAUUAUGUGCGAAGUAGCAUACAGGAAUUAUGCAGAGACGGGACAAUUAUUGGAGGAAAUUAAUUUUGAAGAUUUCGUCAAACUAUACAUCAAUCAUCGACCCGCUUUUGGAUAUUCUACGAGACAAGUGAAAAAAUCAUUCGCAAUUCUUUGCGGAAAGGAAUCGAACAACAAUGAAGAUUUAAUUUUAACUCGAGAUCAAUUUAUAAACAUAUUAUUUGGUAAAUAUCCAGAGAUAAAUAUCAUGGAGGAUAAGAAACUUCUCGGUUAGUCAUUUUAUUAAUUUUAUUUCAUUUCAUUUAACUCGUUUUUCGUGUAACUUGAUUCGUGCCUAUAUUUUUAAAGGUGAACCACUAACAUUAGAAGAAGCAUAUACAUACCUAAAACUGCUUAUUCCUUCGGAGGAUGCCAAUAUAACAAAUUUUGCGGAUUCAAAAGGACAAGAAAUAUCUACAACUACAAGUUUUAA